Molecule: messenger RNA, 183 nt
Organism: Babjeviella inositovora NRRL Y-12698
Lineage: Eukaryota; Fungi; Ascomycota; Pichiomycetes; Serinales
Gene: RPL29
Product: 60S ribosomal protein eL29
Exons: 1
Biological process (GO): cytoplasmic translation
Cellular component (GO): cytosolic large ribosomal subunit; ribosome
Molecular function (GO): structural constituent of ribosome
Source: RefSeq, a predicted model, not a curated record
AUGUCUAAGUCUAAGAACCAUACCGCCCACAACCAAACCAAGAAGGCCCACCGUAACGGUAUUAAGAAGCCUAAGACCAACAGAUACCCAUCGUUGAAGGGUGUCGAUGCCAAGUUCAGAAGAAACCACAAGUUUGCUUUGCACGGUGACGCUAAGGCUUUGAAGGCUGCCAGAGAAGCUAAG